AGCUCUCUUGUGCACCAAUCGCUUCGGGUCCCGAGUGUAAAGAAGUGAGCGGCAGCGGAGCUGGGGUGUAGCUGAGUUUUGAACAUGACUCUCUGGCUCUGCUGCAUAGCUAAUCAUAACUAAUCAUAAAUAAUCGCUCUCACCUCAUUUGAGCUACAGAGAGAAGCAGAAGCCGGCUGCCCGAGCCUUUCUUCAGCAAACCUAAGGGGCUCUUUCGGGGAGGCAGGACUGAGCACUCUGUUAAUGACUGACCUCAGUGAGGAAAUACUUUUGCUUGUUAUUUGUUUUUUGGCCGCAUCCCCCCCUCCCCCCCAUCCAGCUGCGGCAGUAUCUCGAUGGGGAAGCUGAUCUCCAAAGGCUGGCGGAAAAGAGAUGCUCGGGUUAUCAUGCUGGGGCUCGACUUCGCUGGCAAAUCCACCCUUCUGUACAGACUGAAGAGCAGCCAGGCUGUGGAGACCUGCCCCACGGUGGGAUUCAACGUGGAGUCUCUGAAGACACCCUGCGGCGUGUCCUUCACCCUCUGGGAUGUUGGUGGGCAGGACAGCCUGCGGGCCAGCUGGCCCAACUACCUGGAGGACAUCAGCACCCUCAUCUUCGUGCUGGACAGCACGGACACGGCCCGGCUGGCCGAAGCCAUGGCAGCUCUGGAGGAGGCGCUGGGCCACCCCGGCAUGGCUGGCAUCCCUGUGCUCCUGCUGGCCAACAAGCAGGAUGUGCCGGGAGCGCUGGCACCCGCCGAGCUGGGGGAGAUGCUGCGGCGGGGGGGGCUGGCGAGGCACCGCUGGAUGCUGCGGGGCUGCAGUGCCCACACUGGCCAGGGCCUGCAGGAAGUGCUGGCCAUCCUGGGAAUGCUGCUGCGGGGCUCGGAGCACAGCUCCCUGUCCCGGGAGCAGCUGGCAGAGAGGAGGGGAGCCCCAGAGCAAACCUGAACCUCGCAGGGACCCUUCCCACUCACGGCUGCCUGCAGGUUUGUCACGGAGGACUCCAGCCUCCAGGCACCCCCUACGAGGAGCAGAGCUGCACUGGCACACACUGAGGAGCACCCAGCUCCUCACCACCAACACCCACCAGGAGGAUCUCUGAGCAAAACUCCCGUCGUGGAACAGUUUUGGCUGCAUCUCUUGGGCUCAUCUCUGGCUGCGCUGUCCCAACUUCCACUCGUGCACUACACUUGAGCGUCCAGAUGUUCAGCAAGGAUGCUUUUUAGCAUUCAUGAAUUAUAACAGAGGUGUGUGCAAGGAACAGAAGUCUUCUUCAUCCUGCAGCUUCCAGCCCAGCUACAUCUAUCCAGAUGGGAGGAUCCCCACGCGGGGGGAGCCUGGAUGUGCCCCAUGCUGCUGCUCUCUCAUCAUGAGCCACACGUUCAUUGGCUGGGAAUGCAGGAAGGCACUGAAAGGAAUGGCUGAACGGGAGCAGUGUAAUCUCAGGAGUUCAGAUGGCCAAGCAGCUAUUUGGUUUUAGUGUGGCAUCUACAGGUAUAAUAAUCUUCAAGCCAUGGAAGUGAGCCAGGAUUUGAUGGUGUAAUUCAGUUCAAGGAUCUGUGUAUAUUAAUUUAUGGAUUUCUUGUAACGGUUCUUUCUUUCUCCGUCAUUUUUAUCAAAGAAUUAUUUAAUGAAAAUGGUCCCUCGUUUUCCUUGGAUUAUGUUUUAAAUAUAAAGAAAUCUGACCUGUCUUUAAGAUGCUCGGAAAUAUGUCUCCAUGGCCAGUCAACCUCUAAAUAUCCUCAUCGUGGCCUGAACAGCCCACACAAAACCCUGUCUCUCGGACUUUUGAAACUGCAUGAGACCACUCCACAUGCAUUGGUUGGUAACCAUGGGCACCUAUGGGCACAGGCAGGUUGGUGACCAGUGGUCUCUCCACACUCAGCCAUGUCCAGGGCAAAUGAAAAUGCCCCUGGCUGCUCACAACAGGACCAGAUCCCAUGGCAGUGAUGGUCUUUGUCCAAUCUUGCUCAAUCUACCAUUGUAGACCUACAAAAUGCAUGC
Molecule: messenger RNA, 1985 nt
Organism: Ficedula albicollis (Collared flycatcher)
Lineage: Eukaryota; Metazoa; Chordata; Aves; Passeriformes; Muscicapidae
Gene: ARL11
Product: ADP ribosylation factor like GTPase 11
Exons: 1
Coding region: 336-929 (197 amino acids)
Biological process (GO): vesicle-mediated transport; intracellular protein transport
Cellular component (GO): cytoplasm
Molecular function (GO): GTP binding; GTPase activity
Source: RefSeq, a predicted model, not a curated record